UGGUUUUUGCUAGCUUACAUUUUUAAGUGCUAUGCUAAUACUACUCCUCUUCACUGAGAUAGUUAGGAGUAAGUCAGCCUCGUAGCAAAAUAGAUAAAUCUCCUUCCUUGUGUUCCAAAUAAUUUCACCCAAAUAAAUUGGACCCUUAUUGAGUGGGAGCAGUUGAAAAUCUUCUGUACUUGUUGCACAAGGCCAUUUUUAGUUUUCUUGGGUUUUGGGGGCUUUUUGUUUUGUUUUGUUUUGUUUUAAAUCCCAGCAUGGUUAUGUGCUGCCAGUGCAAGUCCAACUUAUUUCUUCAGUGCCUGAGCCUUGCAAAACGGGGCUGGGAAUCACCAUCUUUCUGUGCUAUGCACGCUCAAAGGCCUCUUUGCAACCUGGCAAAGGUUUUCAGCAGCAGUUAAAAAAGCUGACAAAUCCCAGUUGUGUGGGAAGGUCCCUGAGAGGGAGGUUCUGCAGCCCCUGGGGAUGGAACAUCCUGCACUGAAACCCCUUUGCAGUGGUGUGACUUGGUCCUUGGUCUCACACCUCCUCUGACCUCCUGCCCCUAAGGGUGUUGGUGGAAAACAAGGCAGGCACCAAUUUUCUUUUUAUUUAUUGAAAUAAAAAUAUUUAGUUAUUUAUUUAUUGAAAUAAAAUUACAAGCUCGUGGUUCUGUUUAGCCUCGGUAGCCUGUUGUGUAAAUAUCUGCUUUAGAGGAAUCUUGGUUUUAAUAAAAUUCAUUUAUCUCUGAAUGAGAGGCAAACUUGGGUCUCUGACCUAAAAUACAUGAUCAUUCAGCAAUGUUAUAAACACGUGUAACCCUUGCACAGGGCAAUGUAAGAUUAUCUUCUGUGUGACCACUUUGACAGACCUUUGCUGUCUCUCCUAAAAAUGGCUUUGUCCUCUUCAGUGUCUCUUCACCUGAAAACCCCCAAGUUGUGGUUUGCAGGAAGGCACAUUCAGCCUGUUAUGUAUGAUUUUGUUUGUUUGGCAACCAUCCUUCCUGCUUCCUGCAGCAGAUGAAUAUAAUUUGGGGAAGAGAAAUGGAUGGGGAGGGGGACUAAGGAAGCCAGCUGAGUCUCCUGAAAAACAUUUGAGAUGCAGCAAAACUUCUGGGCUGUGUGAGUUUUGAAACACCACUUAUGCCCCCCUGCAAAUCAGGGGUGUGGAGACAAAUGCUUGGUUUCUAAUUGAAAGUAAUAAAGGAUUCUACUGCUAAAAGUCAGAUGCACUGAUGCUGGAGCCUGAUUCUUUCCUUUCCAACGCCCGGUGCUUCUCCUUCCCCCAGUCCCCCCUGCCACAAAUCAGGAUUAUUCAAUCCCAGUGGUGGUUUAACCAUAGCUGUGGUGGAGCAGGAUGGUUGCUUAACGAUGCACAGAAGCAUUGUGCCCUGGUUUAGGACAGGAAGUGGAGAAUGAAUAUUGUUUUGAACUUGAACUUUGUGAGCAGACAGAAGGUAAUUAUCGGGGCUGGAACUCCCCCGGGGAGAAGCUGGGGAGUGAUGAUGCUCUGUGCUUGUCAGAAACACUCUGGGGUCUUAAAUAUCUACUAGUGUUUAACGUUCUGGUUUUGCAUUUCUGCUUUUUAAUUGAUCUUCUGCUCCUCUCUUUCCUUGGCAAAUAGAGGAGGAACCAACUGGAUGUAGACUUGGUGUGCUGUAUUUAUUGAUAGACAACCUCCCGCCCUCCCUUUGCUGUGGGGCAGGACUCUUAAAUUUCUGGCUUGAUCCUGGUGUGACUUUCAGUUGUAAGAUGAACCUUUUUGGUGCUGGGUUACUUAAUGGACCCGCUAUAAUAUGGAAAAUUAACUUAAUUGAUGACUAAGAGCACAUAAUGGUAUGUGAAGCCAAUUAAUCAGAAGCUGUAAGCCACUUGUGUAGUGUUUAGCUUUAAACUAUGGAGGUUUAUCUGUCUUAUAAAGCCCCACUGAAAUGACACAAAAUCUGCAUAGUUGUGAAGUUAAUAUUUUGAGUAUCAACUUUAAAAUAAUAUAUUAUUAUUUAGAUGUUACUGACCACUUUCUAGGAAAAAAAGAGGAAAAGGUAAAUCUCUGCCUCCACUGAAUGUUUUGCUGUAUUUGAGUGGCCUGUGACUUGAGUGAGCUAAUUAAGUGGGUUUGGUGGGUUUUUUCUCUAUUUUUGCUACUACUUUACAAGUUCUUCAACAAAGAAUAGCCAGUUCAAGAUUUGACCUUUUCUUACAGAUUGUGUGGUAUUUUCUGUAGAUUUUUUAAAUGCUGUUCCCUAUUGAGAUAUUGAAACAAAGAAGGGAAAAGAUUUUUUGCUAACUUCUACCUAUGGUAGGUCCAUGAGUUUUGUUCUCAGGAAGGAAUAACUCUGUAUUUUAAAAAUACCAUUUAAAGUGUGAAAGUAAAACUACAUUAAUUCUCAAAGUGAAAUUAAACAUGUGCUAUUUAUGACAACGUGACCCUGACCAUGUUCACCAGACUAUUUUAAUCUUACAUUAAUACAGUUGUGGGAUUCCUUAUUCGUGAUGAAGUUUUAAAGGUAGUAAAAUUAAGUCACUUUAAAAGAAAAUUAUGUGAUGAUUUAUUGUAGCAGAGUAGGUGAAAUUCCUCUAGAGAUUUUAAUAUCUUCCACCUGGUAUAGAAAUGAAAAGAAAAUAUUCUCUAGCUGGUGACUAAUUUGUCACUAAUACCCAGGGGUUCCUUCAUUACAAUGCAAAGAUGUCAGUUUUAAGAGAAACGUACAGUGAAAAAACCAAGUGCAGCUUCCUGUUGGAGACAGCUACAAAAAAAGGGGGAAAAUAAAGGGCUGGAAAGCAGCCUGAGCGGGGUGAAGGAAAGCUCUAAAGCUAUCAAUCAGGGCAAAGUGCUUGGGGAAGGAUUUUACCUGCAGGCUUCGGUGGAAUUCAUUAGGACACGUUGGAGGAGGGAAGUCACUCGAUAGGACUCCAGAGGAGGAGCUGUGACACGCAGCAAUACCCAGGCUGACGCUCAGUUCCCCUCCCAGCUGCACGUCCUGAUCGUUGGAGGAGGAACUGUGUUGUUAAAAAAAUAAAUAAAGAAAAAACAAAACUCACACUCUGCUCACUGAUGGCUUUUACACUUGAUCACGGUGUUAAGUGAACUGAACCCGGGACUCGCAGCUCAGAUGAAGAAGCUUCGAGAGGUUAUCUGCGGCUGCCGACAGCUCAGACCUGGCAGCAGAGGUUCACAGGCUCUCUGCCACAUCAGGGCCUUGACAAGUCAUUUUUCCCUGCAGAAAAGCGUUCCCAUGUCCAGGCACUUGCGUGGUGUCAUCACUUUGCCUUUUGCAGCAGUAGCAGAAGUUGGACUCUGCUCCUGCCCUUCCAUUCCUGCCGCUUCCGACAGCUCGGGGUAAGGAGGGGCAGCAGGAGCCCUCACGGUGCCAGGGGAGAGUAGAGUAGGGAUUUCUCCCUCUCUUAAAAGACAAGUUGCUGACCCUGCAGCAGCAGCAGUCUUGCUUCUUGAGGGCUUUCUGGUUUACUCUUCCCCUACAUUUAGUGCAGCCCCAGAAGUUGCUCAGGAAGCGUGUUCACAGCAGAUGUCUGUGGCACAGGAGAUGAUUCAGUGUUAGGACCGCAGUGAUGGCAGAGAUUUGGGAAGGAGAAGUCAGUACAGCACCACAGAACGUACAUGUUGGAAGCAACAUGCCCAACAGCUUUGUGGUGAAGGGGGUUAUGUCACAGGGCAUGCCCUGCAGACUCCAGGCCGUGCUAACACAGUUGUGUUUCUUGCUGGUGAGUAAGAUUUGAUCUCAGCUGUUCUGUGGUUAGUUGGAGAAAAGGAAGAUUUUGUGUUCUGUCAAGAGCAGAUUGUUGGAAAGGGUAAAUUCAUGGGGUUUGCUGCAUUUCUUUCGUUUAUAGGGUGUUCUUCGAUCAGAGCUCUGAGGUGAAUAAGAAACAGUUCUGCAUUUGUGGUGGGUCGACCUUGGCUGGAUGGAAACAGCCAGGGCAGUGAUCUGGAGUGACUGCACAUCCCAUCCAGCAGGAACUGCUGCCAGAUAUAGCACCUUGUAUGAUAGGGAAGGGUGACACAGAAGGUCAGUCAGCCUUGCUUGUCCUGCCUCCCACCUGAGACCUAAAAUUAGAUCCACUUCCUCAAAAGUCUCUGAGUUGAUGGAAAAAGGCUGUUUGGGCAUCUUGUAGGCACAAAUGAUUCUGGAUGAAAAAAUGAACUUGUACUUUACUGAUGUUUGAAGACUUGAUUUUGAUGGAAAAUAAUCUAAUUGCACUUGUAUAGUAACAUGUGGCUACAUGUGCUGUCUUUUAUGUGAAUGCCUGAACAGGGGACACAUUUUUUUGCAUGUCCAGGAUCUUACAUUUCCUAGGUCUGUUUUGUUAAGAGCGGAUUUUUUUUUUAUUUUAAACUGCCAUAAAUCUGUGACUGCUCUGAAGAUGGGAAAGGCUGCUGUAGGUCACCUGUCCUCCUCCCUGUCUGUCCAGAGGCCAAGUCUCUUAUAAGUUUGGGGUUUUUUUGCGUGUAUUCUAUUAAUAUUCAUAUAUGAAAGUGUAGAAAUGGGUGAGAUGGUCAUGCCAUCAAAUGCUGAUGAUCAGCAGUCAGCUCAGGAGAGAGCUCUAUGUAAGCAUUUUUAUGCUGAACCUGACAAGGCAAAGUCUUGCCCCAAAAUAUUGUCUGCUGCUCUGCAAAGAAACUGUCAGUCCUUCAUUAAUCACUCAGGGGUCUUUUAACUGCACAGUAAACAAAACCAACCAAGGCUGCUUGCAGCCAAUUCUCUUUUGCUCAACACCUCGUGGAGAACUUGGUUUGAAACCCAAUCUAGCGAGGUGCUGCCUCCCCCAGCAGCCUCCUCUUAAUGGCCCAGCUGUCCCUUUAAUGACAGGGGUUUGUUGUGCCAACAAGAUGCUCUCUGUCUUUCCUCAAGUGGAUGCUCUUUGUGUUGAUGCAAAUACCAUUACCAGAAGAAGUAGCAUGGAACCUGCAAUCCUGUGGUCUCUGGAACUCAAAAUUCUGUGAUCAUUCUUGGCAUAAACCCUUAAAGGUUACUGUAUACUGGGGUGUUUUUUUUUUCAGCGUCACUGAAAAUCAAGCUCCCAGUUGUGUCAUGGGGUUUUUUGUAGUGUCUGAAAUGGCUGAUACAGCCUUGUGACCUUUGGGAGCACAGUUUGGUUUGUAUUCUGCAAAUUAAAUAUUAGUGAAGGAGAAGUAGCUGGGAUGUGACUUGUUGAGGUGUUUUUUCAUGUGGUCCCCUGACAGCGCUUAGAUGUUGGUGUGUAACUUAUGCAAAAGGGAAGCUGGAGUUUAGUUGCCAAAAUUUGACUUCCUUAACUUGAGAGCUGACAGAGUAUAGGUAUGCUUUGCCCUUUUGCCCUGAAGCUUUACCCUAGAAGUUACACAGCAGUUCCCAACACUGUAAAUUUGAAGAUUUCCAGGCUCACUUAAGUGCUGUCAACCAAGGCUUGUGUUCAGUCUUAAGCAUUUUUCACUUCAGUUAGGAGAGCCCAAAAUAAUCAGCUCUUGGAAAGGAAGCUGUGUUAUCCUGACGUGAGUUUAACAGAAAUAUUUCUCCCAGACUGCAAAUGUCCAAAAUACUCUGCUCAGAUUUGUUCUGCUGAAUGUUAACUCACCACGGUGAAGGUAAAUGACUGUGAAGAUAAUUUCCAUCUUUAGUUGUGUGCAUGAUUCGUGUGUGUUUUAUUGUGGAAUUCAUUUCAGUUUCUUGCCAGACUUAUAUUUUCAUGUUGCUGUGGAUCUGUGAGUGUGUAUUUCGAGGCAGCACUCGUGGGGUGAUGGCCACCAGCUCUCAUCUCCCACGAACAUCCUAAGUGCGUUUUUGAUCUGAGGAUUUUGACUCUCCAGAUACUGGCAGAUACAGAUUUAUUAUAUUUUUUUUAUACAAGGGUGAUACAAUCCAGUUGUCUUUAACAAUGUGUGUCACCUCAGAAGAGUUAAAACCCAGUGCUUAUUCAUUAAAAAGCUCUUCAGCAAGGAGGAAAAGAACCUGCCAAGCUUUCUUCAGCUCAGAAAUGCUUGCAGGUACCCUUGUAGCCAACCACUGUGUUCUGUGAUACUAAACAUCAGUGAGCAAUCUCCUGCCAGUUCCUAAAUGCUAUUUAAUUUUCUAAGUGUCUAGUAGAGUUUGUUGGCUGUUUUUAGCUGCAGUAAAUGACUGCCAAGGCGUAAGCAUGACAUGAAGUAAACCCCCAAAGUGCUUUGGUACCCCUGCAGAUAGGAAAGUGCUCAAAUACCUAGAGGAGGUAUCAAGACUUGCAGACUCAAAAGUCUGCACAAAGUGUAGUUUAUGGUUUAGGUGGGGUGAGCAUAGUCCUCAAAGCCAUGUUAAAGUAAUCUGUUGGCCAGUUAACAUCAGAAUAGUAAAAGUGGUGCCAACUUCAGCUCUCUUGGAGUAUUUAAUUGUAAUCCUGUGUUUACAGGGAAGUGCAGGUAGCUGUCACCUCAGCAAGGGACUCAUUUGGGCAGAUUGUCUUCCUUGGCAUUAGAACUACAACUGUUUCCCUGUGAGGAGAGGGACCCUCCUUAAGCAGUUGUGUUGAUAGACUGUAGGUGUGGUUUCCAGGCUGGAUUAAUCUGCCUGAGGGCUGUGUCCUCCUCAGCCUGGCUGCGUGUUCUGUCUCCUCCUCUGUGUUGGUGCCUUUGGACGUGCUGCAAGCUGGAUCCACUCCCUGAUCCAGCUGAGAGGAGAAAACCAGAAAAAAAAAAAGGAAAAGAAAAAAAAAAAAAGGCGUGUUUGGUCAGGCUUGGAACAGAUUCAUGUCACUGCAGGAGCUCGGGCUGGGCUGGGGACAGGACAGGGCUGCAUCUUUGGUCAGCAGAGAACUCUCUGAAUGUUUACAGUGAUUAGAAGCUAACCAAAUCCUGAGAUAAAUGAUGAUGCACUUCUGCAAUUACCCUUGAUAACUUCCCAGGCAACAAUUUGGGGAAGAAGUCAGUCUCCAAGGCGGAGUUGUUGAGGACUGAUCAGCUUAAUACUUCAGGCAUUUUUUUUAAAGUUUUCUUUUAUUUAUGCACUUAGUUUAUAAAAUUUCAACCCAUACCUGGCUUGAACUUCCAACAGAAUGUGCCAAGUCCUGUCCUGCUCCUUCACCUGGUUCCCAAGGGCACUCUUAGGUAGAUAUUUUUGAAAUGUGCAUCUCAAGCACAUUCCAGAGGAGGUUCUGAGCAAGAUGUGGAGUUUACUGCUGCUUUCUUUUGUAACAGCCAGAGAAGGUGGGGGGAAGUCAUGGUUAUGUGUUGAAUGAUAAGAGCUCUUGCCCCAGUUGUAGGAAGCCCAGAAUGGAUUUCCUCCAGGUGCAUUUUGUGUGUGACAUCCUUAGUGUAUAAUAACACACUGAUCCCGAUUUAAUUCCCAUUUGGAAUCUUGUCAAGUGACUUGCCCAAAAUCUAAACCCAUGUUAAGUAGGACAGUGAUGAAAACCAGGAAUCCUUAAUUUCUGGGUUUCUGAAGUCAUUGGUGCAUCACCUACUUAAAGACCUCACUGAAAUGAGCUAUAGCAACCCCAGUUUUUUGGUUGCAAUUUGGAAAUCGUAUUUUAAAAUAGCCUUAGCUCUUCCUUUCAGUAGGGUUGCUGGGACUGACUGACAAACUAUUUUAAUUACUGAAUGUAGAUUAUAUAUACACAAGAAAAACUUCUCUCUGACAAAAGCAUAUUACAUCUUGGCUCUUAGUGCUUACCAGCUCAACUUAAAUUUCACAGCUUGCUGCCAACAGCUGCCUUACAAUGACACAGGGCUCAUAAUAAAUGAAAUUUCAUGAAGAAGAAAAAUGAAAACUUUGUUCCAGCUGGAUUGUAAAGCCGGUUGGAGCAUUUCUACGCUGCAUGUAAAGCUGCCAUCCACAUAAACAUUGCAAAUUACUUUUUCAUUUUUAAUAAUCAGGAUAAGACCUUUCCUUUACUAUUGAGGCAAGCGUUGGGGUAUUAGAACCAUACAAUUUCAUUCAAAGCCCAUUAGUUAUUGAAUCCUGUCCAGAGUAAAGUGUUUGGGGUGUUUGGGGAGAAGCUCACCUUCCAGUUUCAGGUUUUCAGGUUUCUGACAGCCUUGGAUGAGGACCCAGCUCUCGGAGGGGCGUUGGUCACGUCACUGGCUCUCGGAGCUGGUGCUUGUGUGUUGUUGAAAGCCCUGCAGCUGGUGAGUGCCUGCCCUGCCUACCAACAGGAACCUCACUUGAAUUAUCACACACCCUCCCUGCACAUGGAAGAGAUUAAUCCUCACAGCCACAAACAGAAUGAGUGCUUUGUACUUAGUACCAUAAUGUAAGUUCACGCUGAAAUGCAGUGCCAGUAACCAAGCCCUUCACCAAUAAAUUCACAGCUCUAAUAACCAUGUGUUUUUACAGCAUCCUGAUCCUGGAGGAUCAAAGAAACGUUGAUUUAUUUAGCUUUGGGUCCCAUCCCCUGUUGUUCUCGCUCCUUCCCCUUGCUCCCCAUGAGCUCCAAAGAGCCAUAGAUGAGAUGAAACCCAACUGUGGGGGUGUAGUCCACAGCAGGGAGGGACACUCUGCAAAACCACAGCAAAGAGCAUUUCAGCCAGCAGAAGUGACAGGCAGUGCUGUGGGCAGACAGAACAAAAACACUAAAGCCUGCUUUGGCCAGGGGUCAACAUCAACCUGUCUAAACUUCUUUGAAGUUCUUUAAAUGAUGAUAAAUGGAUUAAAAGUUUAAAAAUUCAGCGUUUAAGAAAAUUACCCUGUUUACAACUUUGCUGCUGUGUAGAAAAGUUUAUUAAAGACAGAACUGAUCUGUCCAAAACCUGGUUGAGGAUGCAGCUGGCAGUGUUAGUUCAAGACACUGAAGCUGAGAAGUGUUGGCAUGAGUGCCUGAUGAGGGAGUUAUGCAUUGCCAGCAGCAGAAGUUGUGUCCUUUAGUUGGGUAAAGGUGAACAAUGCUCUCAAGGAGCAUCACUAGCCUGCAUCUGAGCUGUUCCUCUGUAAAGGCCCCUUGUCCUGGUGCAAGUGUGUGCUAAGACAUUGUGUAACAUCUCUCCUAAGUAGUCCCUGGGAGCUGUUGGGAUUUUUACCUUCAGGGUUUCCAGAGUUGUAGGACUGGCUGAUGUUCCUUGUCAAAAGGCAGACUCAAUACAAGAAGGUUUCCAAAAACUUGACAGAACUAUUCAUUGUGCAGUACUGAAAUUACUUUGCAAACAGGUGUUUUAUUGGUCAGACAGUAUUUGGUGCUUGUUGAUCACAGCAGCAGGUAGAGUUCCAAAACCUACUCUGAAUGUAGAUGUAAUAAAGUGCUUCUUGCCUCAGAAUAUUUAUUUCUCAUGACCAGAGAUAGAACACUGUGGACACAAGAUACAAAUUACCAUGACCAAGUCAUUAUUUUGUUACGAAAUAAACCAAAUGUUUGGGGUUUGCCUCUGAAUUACAAAGCUUUGGGAAAGCUUAAUAAUUCCUAGUGGCUGCAUUCUGUUUUUAAGCCUACAAAUCCUACUCCUGACUAAAAAAAAAAAAAAAAAAUUUUUUAAAAAGAACCUGCAGUUGAGUAGCUGCAUCUUUCACUGUUUAAAAUAUUUUUCCAUCCCAUUUCAGACAAUUAGAGAUUGCAGCCACUACUUGAAGCAGCAUAAAUUUUUGUUACCAGCAAGAGUUCAGAAAGUGUUUUGGGGAGGGAUGGAGAAAUGACAUGUUUUUAUGUUCAAGACUGUGUUUUGUAGGUGUUUUUGGAAAGAGAAGGUCCAACAAACAUUUGCUGCAAAAACCGUCUCUACUUUGUGUCUUUGUGGAUGAGAAUGGCAGAAUUAUGUACAUAGGUCUGGUUCUAGAGGGAGAAUAAUUGUUGGAAGUGUUUAAAAAUAAGAAUGAUUGAAUAGCUAAAACUGUUCCUGACAUAUAGUACAAACCUUUUUUUGACAUUUGAUCUAUACUGUUCACAGAUCUUUUAUAUACACAGAGGGAUUUACUGCUUUGUAAUCAAGCUGCUGAAGGAAAACGUCCUUUUACUCACUGGGAAUGACUGAAACAAAUUAAAAUGGUUUCCCAUUAGCCUUCCCUACUUAGCUGAACCACUUAAAAUUACUUUGGACUUUGCCCUUGUCCGACCUCCUCACCUUUGCUCAAACAUUUCUGCUUCCAGGAGUGCAGCACUGUUGGUCCUGGAGCCUUGCUCCUGUGAUGGAAGUUCCAGCUCACUCCAGGCUGGAAGCAGAGAACCAAAGCAGAGCCCAGAGUCAAAAGAAAUGUUUAGUUUUCAAAGCCUCGUGCUCAGCAGGUGCUCUCUGCCAUCACAGGUAGUGCCAGGAGCUAAUUGUGGCUUGAUUGCAUGCAUAUUUUUCAGUAAGACUGUGUGCAUGCAGAUGAAGAUAGGUUGUUUCAGUUUAAGGUGGGGUUUUUUGGAUUUUUUUUUUAUUGCUCCUGUGAGGUUUCUGUGGAAAUAAUGGCUUUACCAGCCUGUGGACAGAACUGUAGACUUGAAACAACCAAACCCGAGACUUGUCUUAGCAUAGAAGUACCUUUAAAGUAAUGUAUAUAAAACUUUACAUAAAGUAUGUGCAAAGUUCUCUCUUUCUCCUGUUUAUUAAAUACAACCAGAGUUACACAUGAUUUACAAAACAAACUGCAGGCUUGAAGCUUGUCAUAUGUACAAGUCUUGUUUUAUAACUGACACUGCCCUGGUGCUUAAUGCUGGGAAACACAAGCUGAUUGCAGAUGUUGCUUGAAGAGGAAAAGCAUAUCCUGUAUGUCAUUGAUCAGAGUAAUAAAAUGAUACCUGGGGGCAGCUGAGCUAUCACUGGUGUCUUCUGGUCAAGAGGAUGCUGGGACUGGGGUAAUUUGAGGGGUCAUAUUUUUGAGUUUCUGGUGCAUUGUACAGCAUAGGGAGUGUCUGGCAAAGCAAUGAGGAAAACUACUGAAGUUUCUGAGACUAUAUUUGGAAUUCCUACUCGUGUGUUUUGAGCCCUUGGGGUGCCAAGGGCAAUAUUGUGAGCAUUUGAAAAAAGGAAACAUGUUCCCUAGUUUUGCAAUUGCUGGUGUGCACUUGCAUCCUGGGAGGAAAGCAGAGCAAGCAGAGUGUUUGCCCAGUGAGGCUUGUCUGUGUUCCAAAGCACACUCUGGGCUUUUUGCAUAUGAAAGUAUGCAAGAAUUCAUAAUCUGACUCUCUGUAUUAUUUGUGUGUGCACAUAACCUGCAGUCCAUUACAGAAAUCCCUGCUGCAGCUCUGCACUCUCUGGGAGUGAGGUGGAGUUGAGAGCGGCCUUAGCAAUUUCGGGAGGUUUCGUACAAAACCACCAGCUCAGAAGAGCUUAUCGCUGGUGAGAGAAGGAUCUCUGGCAUUUCAUAAAUCACCAGCAGUACUAACAUGCUGUUUGGAGAUUUGUAUCAUUAGCAAAUCAGUCAUGUUCAGGAACACUCCCGUAGCAGUGUUGGAUGGGACACUGGCUCUGCAACGCCUGCCUGCCAAAUCAGCUGCAGGGAGAGGGGCCUGGGGAUGGAAUGGGAAGUGGAGAGGAGAAGCCAGGCUCAGCUUUCACAUUACCUCAGUGUUGUCCUUGAUAGAAGUCUUCAAAAGUGCCAGCCUUUAAAAAACAUUUAACCAAAAUGACGGUGAAAAGCUUCUUAGCACCUUGCCUUGCUCUUGGCAGAAUAUGAGGAUGGAGUGAUUUAUGGUUAUGAUAUCUUUAGUUUCUCUCCUCGUGAGAAAUAUCCACAGAAGUCUUCUUGGUUGCCUCCCAAGCUCUGCUGUCCUCCAGCCCUGCAGUGCACGUGGUCAUCAGGCUGCUCUGAUGCUGGGAGGAGUGGAGAUGGCAGGAGGUGCCACAGGAAAACCCCCUUUGGGAAUGAAAUUCCCCUGAAUUUCCACCCACCUGAGCACUCCUGUCAAAAACCAUAGAGCUUUUCUUGGCACAAACUCGCGGUUUUGGUGUAACUGAGGGUAAUUUUGCCAGCCUUUCUAGAAUUUCAUUUGUGUACUCAGUUAUUAAUAGAUUCACGCAGUAUUCACAUAACUCUGGUUUUCCCUUGAAUUCACUGAACUUCAAAUGUGAAUUCUAACCCCAAUUAGCAGUAUUUGCCAUGUGCUGCAGUCUCAAGUACAUACUUAGAUAUAAGUUUCCUUACAGCCAGUGAUGCUGUUUAUCCUGCUGCUUCUCUGAUGUUAUCUCCUCUUCCCCUUAAAAAAUAAACAUACACAAGGAAGCAGAAAAGUGUUGGGCUGUUAAGUCGUGCCAGUUUUCAGUUGCUGGCUGUUGCCUGUAAAUUCGGUUCCAUAGCAAUGCAAAAGACCAACAGAACCAUUCUGUAUCUAGAUAUUUGGUAAACUGACUUGUAUGUAGCCUUUAUCUGGCUUUUUUUUUUCUGUUUGUUUGGGUUUUUUUGACUGCUCUUUUUUUAUUAACCAAAUUGGAAUGCUUCCUCUAGAAAGCAAGGCAACUAAUUUCAGCAUCCUGGAGUCAGGAGUGUAUUUUGGGUGUUGCCAUACAUUGCAUUUGUCUAGAGGCCACCACUGGACUCAUUCAGUGUUCUGGUGUAAGUCAGAUAACUACUCUUAAUGACUAAACCCACGGUAUAAAUCUACUCUGCUUCCAGACAGCUGUUAGAUUAGUUCUCUCAAUUCUUCUGCUGUGCCAGUGGAGGCCAGCAAGUUUCAGAUUUAAAUGCUUUUUAAUGCUUUGUACAGCACUGGACACAUUUUAUGGAGCUGAGUAGGAGAUAUGCUAUAUUGUGCUUAAUAAACUACUCUUUAAAAUAUCCAUGAUUCAGCUGCUUGCCUGGAAAAAUGUAUGCUCAGCUCUGAGAAAAAUCUUAACUCUUGCAGCUCUCUGUCAGGCUGCUUUGCUUAAAACCUGGACUUUAGCUUAGGGUGUGUGUACAUGCUUUUAGAGGCGUUUUUCCCACAUAUUUACUGGGAAAGUGGUGUGUGACAGGACAAGGAAAAAGUUGCCUUUUCCAGUUAGAUGGUGUUAACCUUUCCCCAACAGGCCAGCAACUCAAGUUCUUGGGGGCAGUCCACGAGAAUGAGAGGGAAACAGAUGGAGUGUAAUUCUAGCAGAAACCUACCUUGUUUGUUUAUGAGUUUUGCUGAACGUUUUUGUGGGGUUUGUUUGCUUGGUUUUUCCUCUUAUCCAGUGCACAGAAAGGAACAGAGAUUGUGUUUUUUUCAGUAGGACUCCAUAACAUUUCAAAAGGCUUUUCUCAGGCACGUGUCCCAGGAGCUUUUUACUUUUGUGUCACACGUUCUUCUGAUUUUGUGUUAUCUUCUCACUGAUCUGUGUCUUUGUGAGCUUCCUCCCUGCUGACACCUGCACGUGAACACUGAGGAAGUCGUUCCUGGACCAGUUUUAGAGGUGGAGGUUCUGGCACAGAGUUACCAGGUUUUCUGUGAAGAGGGAUGGACUGGUGAUCCCAAGGGUAUAAGGAAAUGCUAGAUCUAGUGAUAUCACCCAGUCUGACUGUAAAUAGAGAGUGCCCUGACAGACUGAAGCUUAACCUUUCUCACAUUUAUGCCACGGCUCCAGAUGACAUAGAAGGUAAGUCAAAGCAAAUUUUUCAUAGGGAAUUUGAAGGGGAGUCAGGCAGCAGCAAAGCAGCACCACAGUGUCCUCUCCAUCUGUACACCACAAAACAUUAUCCCCAUAUAGUGACCGUCCCAUCCUUCCCAGCAAUGGCAGCGUACGGACAGGCUCAGUACAGCACGGGAAUCCAGCAGGCUGCUGCCUACACUGCCUAUCCUCCUCCAGGGCAGCCCUAUGGAAUACCCUCCUACAGCAUUAAAACAGAGGACAGCCUGAGCCAUUCCCCGGGACAGAGCGGCUUUCUCAGCUAUGGAUCCAGUUUCAGUGCCCCGACGGCGGGACAGGCCCCCUACACGUACCAGAUGCACGGCACAGCAGGGAUUUACCAGGGAGCCAAUGGCCUGACAAAUUCUGCCGGAUUCAGUGCUGUGCAUCAGGAAUAUUCAUCCUACCCAAGCUUCCCUCAGAGCCAGUACUCCCAGUAUUACAGCUCGUCCUACAACUCUCCCUACGUGUCUGCAAACAGCAUCAGCCCCUCGGCCAUCCCCACCUCCACCUACUCCCUGCAGGAGUCUUCUCACAACAUCACCAGUCAGAGCACAGAGUCACUCCCUGGGGAAUAUUCAACAACACCAGCAAAAGAUACAGAAACAGAGAGACAUCACAGAGGGUCAGAUGGCAAAGUACGAGCCCGGUCAAAAAGAAGCAACGAUCCUUCCCCUACUGCUGACAGUGAGAUUGAGCGCGUGUUUGUGUGGGAUUUGGAUGAGACGAUAAUCAUUUUUCACUCCUUACUCACGGGAACCUUUGCAUCCAGAUAUGGGAAGGACACCACGACAUCCGUGCGGAUUGGUCUUAUGAUGGAAGAAAUGAUCUUCAACCUUGCAGAUACACAUCUGUUCUUUAAUGACCUGGAGGACUGUGACCAGAUCCACAUAGAUGAUGUAUCAUCAGAUGAUAAUGGUCAGGAUCUCAGCACGUAUAACUUCUCUGCAGAUGGCUUCCACAGCUCCACUGCCAGUGCAAACCUGUGUCUGGGCUCGGGAGUUCACGGGGGAGUUGACUGGAUGAGGAAAUUGGCCUUUCGCUACCGUCGGGUGAAAGAAAUGUACAACACCUACAAAAACAACGUGGGGGGUUUAAUAGGAGCUCCUAAGAGGGAAACCUGGCUGCAGUUGAGAGCAGAACUGGAGGCGCUGACUGAUCUCUGGCUCACACAUGCUCUGAAGGCGCUGAAUUUGAUACAUUCCCGGCCCAACUGUGUGAAUGUGUUGGUCACCACAACUCAGCUCAUACCAGCUCUUGCUAAAGUGCUUCUCUAUGGACUGGGCACUGUCUUCCCCAUUGAAAACAUUUACAGUGCAACAAAAACAGGGAAAGAGAGCUGCUUUGAAAGGAUAAUGCAGAGGUUCGGCAGGAAAGCCGUGUACGUUGUAAUAGGAGACGGUGUUGAAGAGGAACAAGGAGCAAAAAAGCACAACAUGCCCUUCUGGAGAAUCUCUUGUCACGCUGACCUGGAAGCUCUUCGGCACGCCUUGGAACUUGAAUAUUUGUAGCAGACCCCAACAUCUUAGCACUGGGAGGGCUUCACUCAGACUAUUACAGCGGUUCCACCUAUUCCUCAGCAUUUUCUCAGUUUAAAAAGAAAAAAAAACAACAAAAAAAAAAAUCCCACAGCAACUGCAGUUUUUCUUUUUUUUGAAGGAGAACCCUUUCAGUGGAAGCCUUUAAGAACUUGCAGCCAAAGAACAUUGUCUCAAGUCCUCCUUCCUUUGGACAGAGGAAAAACCUUCUGCUCAGUCGCUGGGAUGCUGCAGUUGCUGGCUCAGUUGGAGGCACAGAGCUCUAAUGGCCUUUUUGCCAUCAACAACAAAUGCUACAAAGUCUGGCCCUCCCUGUCAGCUUUCUUGGUUUUGAAAGGGGAAAAGGACACAGCAAGGAGUCUCUGCACAGUCCAUGACAUCAAAUGGGACCUUCUGAAAAUAAGAGUGAAACUGUUGAUUUUUUUUUUCCUAUUUUUUUAAUUUAUGAACUAAUCUCAUUACUCUGGUAUUAAGCUCUGUACCUGUGUUUUUAAUCUGGCUUUUCGGGGCUGGGGAAGGGGGGAGGGUGGGGAAAGUCUUACUGUUCUAAAUUAAUCGUCCGUUUCUCCAGAACGAGCUCUGGGGGAGAAUCAUCUUGUGUACACGAGUAGUAAGGACACAUGGCACUGUUGGUGAGAACUGUAGCUGUGUUUUUGAGCCUUGCCAGGAUGGUGUGAGCACCGUGCAUGUGUCUGCACGGUGCCUUACGCUGCCGUCUUGGGGUCGGGGAAAAAAAAAAGUACCUUGUGAUGAGUGGAAAGGCAUUAAAUAAAAACAUGUUUACAUUUUGGGGGACUAGA
Molecule: messenger RNA, 15772 nt
Organism: Myiozetetes cayanensis
Lineage: Eukaryota; Metazoa; Chordata; Aves; Passeriformes; Tyrannidae
Gene: EYA2
Product: EYA transcriptional coactivator and phosphatase 2
Exons: 18
Coding region: 13296-14945 (549 amino acids)
Biological process (GO): multicellular organism development; cell differentiation; positive regulation of DNA repair
Cellular component (GO): nucleus
Molecular function (GO): protein tyrosine phosphatase activity
Source: RefSeq, a predicted model, not a curated record